This is a messenger RNA of Cuscuta epithymum, 697 nucleotides long. NCBI's taxonomy places the organism in Eukaryota, Viridiplantae, Streptophyta, Magnoliopsida, Solanales, Convolvulaceae. The record is from the annotation of a GenBank genome assembly.
CUCCGAAUUAUUACAGUUUACCUUUCUCCGACUUUCAACCACGAAACGCCGUCAAUAUAUAUCAACGCCUUCAAUGAAUUACUCCGGCACCACCUCGAGCGAUGGGACAUCCAAUUCCAGCAGCGGCGGCAGCGAUUACGCACUCGUUGAAGCGGCGGAGCUCACCAGAUUUGGCAACUUUGUGUCGGAGAAUGCGAUCAUCGUUUUCGGCCGCCGCGGUUGCUGCAUGAGCUAUGUUGUUCGGCAGUUGCUCUUAGGCCUCGGCGCUAACCCCACCAUUUACGACGUCGAUGAGGAGGAGGAGGUCGCCGUCACCUACCAGCUUUCCCGGUUUAUCAGCUGCACUGAAGAUUACACCGCCCAGCUGCCGCCGCCGCUUCCUGCAGUUUUCAUCGGCGGGAAGUUUUUUGGUGGGUUGGACAACGUUAUGGCCACUCACAUCAACGGCGAUCUGGUGCCGUUGCUGAUAAAAGCCGGUGCCCUCUGGCUUUGACUUUUACUCCGUGUUUCUUUUUCAUUUUCUUCCUUUAGUUUUGUAAAGGUCCCUUGAAUUAAUACGUAGUAAUAAACAAAAGAAAAAAUGUAACCUUGUAUGUAUUGAACUUGUUAUAAUCAUCUUCGAUCCUUAUAAAAAACCCUCAAAUAAUUUGCAGGUGUACAUUAAUGAUUAAUCAUCAAUGCAACUUUAGCAGUUUAG